Chanos chanos (milkfish) is the source of this 1026-nucleotide messenger RNA. RefSeq names its product transcriptional repressor scratch 2-like. The transcript is spliced from 3 exons. The coding region runs from base 1 to 1026 and encodes 341 amino acids. The record is from RefSeq and is a predicted model, not a curated record. Gene Ontology annotation, molecular function: DNA-binding transcription factor activity, RNA polymerase II-specific; RNA polymerase II cis-regulatory region sequence-specific DNA binding. Gene Ontology annotation, biological process: regulation of DNA-templated transcription. Lineage: Eukaryota; Metazoa; Chordata; Actinopteri; Gonorynchiformes; Chanidae.
AUGGAGGACAAGAUGCCGUGGAGUCACCCACGUGUCUCUCAGCACUGUCUGCAGUCAGUCAGAGUGAAAGAGAGGAGGUGUGAGGAAAUGCCUCGGUCAUUUUUGGUGAAGCAGGUCAAAUCUUAUGAUUGUUCAGCACCUGCUGUUCCUUUUUACCCUGACUUGCCUCAGCACUUUAAUGGAUCCUUCACGGUCACACCAUCUGUCAUCAAUUCCACAACCAGUUUGGAAGUCUCUCUGGGUGAAAAUGGCUACAUCAGGGAUUAUAUCAUUCCAUCAAGAUGCAAGAGAAAGACAGAGAAUGAAUCCAAGAGGAUGUUGUCGGUGACGGCCUUGGUUGGAAGUCGACGCAGUGAAGGAGAGGAGCUCUCUGAUCACGACAUGGAGUUCCCUGACAGCCCUGAGUCGACCAUGACAGAGAACAGUUUCUGUGGCAACAGGACAGGGGUUUCCUGUGAGGGCUACACUCUGGAAGCUCUCCUGGUCUUGGACGGGCGUUCCCAGGUGAGGCAGAAAAGAAAUUCAAACAAAAAGGGGAUCAAAGAGGUCAGCUCAGGAAGAGUCCGUACACGCCACGCCUGUAAAAAAUGUGGCAAGACCUACGCCACGUCGUCUAACCUCAGCCGGCACAACCAGACACACCGCAGCCCGGACAGCCAGCAGGCCCGCCAAUGCCCCACUUGCGGCAAAGUGUACGUCUCCAUGCCAGCGCUCGCCAUGCACCUCCUCACGCACAACCUGAAGCAUAAAUGCAAUGUUUGCCACAAGGCCUUCAGCAGACCCUGGCUUCUACAGGGACACUUGCGCUCUCACACAGGCGAAAAGCCAUUCGCUUGCGCCCACUGUGGCAAAGCCUUCGCCGACCGCUCUAACCUCCGCGCUCACAUGCAGACACAUUCUGCCAUUAAGCAGCACCGCUGUCAACGCUGCCACAAGAGUUUUGCCCUAAAGUCCUAUCUGAGCAAACACUAUGAGUCAGCCUGUUUAAGAGGCUCUGAGAAUGAGGAAGAGUCAGGGACUGACUGA